Molecule: messenger RNA, 1830 nt
Organism: Mercenaria mercenaria
Lineage: Eukaryota; Metazoa; Mollusca; Bivalvia; Venerida; Veneridae
Product: paramyosin-like
Exons: 2
Coding region: 24-1262 (412 amino acids)
Source: RefSeq, a predicted model, not a curated record
AGAAGAACAUCAAGUAGAUCAAGAUGAUGAGUCAUUUUAAAGAAGACAGUGAGAAUUCUGACUACUGCUCUGUUACAGGAGAUGGAAGUGCCGAAAUGGAGAAUGAACGUACAGCUGAUCUUCAAACAUUAAAAGCUUCAAACAACCAGCUUUUAGAUGAAAUUAGAGAUAUGAAAGGAACAUUGUAUGACCUCAAAAUUGAUAAAAUGAACUUGAUCAGAAAAAGCAAAGGUGAAAGAGACAUAUGGGAAAAUGAAGAAAGGCGGUUCAGGGAAAUCAUCUCCGACAAAAAUGCAGAAAUAAAAAAGUUACAGUCAGCGAUAAAACGUUUUGAGAAAACCCACAAAGAUCUUACAGAGCAAAACAAUGUUUUAAGCAGUACUCGAUACAAAGGGGCGUAUGAGAGACAAAAGAGAGAAUUGUCUGAAUCAAAAGCUGAAAUAGAGGAAUCAAAAGCUGAAAUAGAGAAGCUAAAAGAGAAAAUUCUGUGUCUUGAAAAGGCAAUGGAAGAAAUGAAAGAAAAAGAUGAACAUAUCUGUGAAAAGGUUACAGCAGGAAUGAAAGCUAUUAUACAGAAUAACCAGGACGAAAUGAUGAAGAAGCUGACUGAGAAUAAAAGGGACUAUGAGGAUAAACUUGACAAGGUACAUGAAAAUAUGAUUAAUGUGAUUACAGAAAAAGACAGGUUAAAUAAAGAAAUGAUGACUAAAAUGGCUGAAAAAGACAGAGAGCAUAAGGAAGAGAUGUCUGAUAUGUUAAAAAAAAUUGCAGAAAAAUUUGAAUCGAACAAGAAUACAUCCGAACAACAAAUGCCAAGUUUUGAAAGACGUUCGAAGCAGUUAUCCAAUGGAACUUGUAGAGAAAAUGGGAAAACAUACGAAGUACAGAGUAAUUACUUUGUUAGGAGAUUUGGACAGUUAGAAACGAAUAAGGAAACGACCGAAAUAAAAGAGCCGAAUUUGUUGCAGCGACCAGAGAGCUUGCCCGGACAUCAGGUUUCAAUGAAAAAAGAUGGUGACGGACAAAAGUCUGUUCUCAAUGAAAAAUCAGAGAAUGUACCCAGUCGCAAGAUCGUAACAAACAAAAAUACAACUAAGCAAAAUCCCACUCUUGUAACAAAAUCGGAGCAACUACAUUAUGUAACAGUCCAGCAUCAGAGGACUAGUUUGGAAAGAGAUGCUCAUUCUUUUCCAAACAUCAGAGGAUCUUUAAAAUGGUCUAGUCCAAACGCUCCGUGGAUAUACCCAGAAGGCAAAAAAUAAAUUACAUGACUUGAGAGAAAAAUGCAUUUGAGAAAAUUAAACUGUAAAAUCUGAAGUAUGCAAAGUGUGAACCUUGAAAAAAAGAGAACUAAUUUGAAUAGAAACAGCAGAAAAGAUUUCUACAAAACGACUUAAUACGGAACACAAUCUGAACGUAAGAUAUUUCGAUUGUAUUUUGGUGCUGUUGGAGGAGGGCAAACGCCAUCGUGUGUGUGUAUUUGCACUUGAUUGUUGUUUCUAUUUCAUUUCAGAAAAUAAAUGAUCUUGUUAAACAUUCUUACACUGUUAUGGAACUAAAAAUGUAAGGCAAAGGUUGUAUGGAAAACUGUAAGUCAGAAUUUUCAUUUUCAGUGACACGUUUAUAUUGUAUAUAUUCUCAUCAAUGUACAUAUGAUUUAAAAUUAUCGUAGUAUGUAACUGAACUUACACAUAGAUAUUAUCAAUAGAAUUACAUAACGUUAACAGUGUUUUUACAUUAAAAUAGCUUUUAAUGUUUCUUUACAUACCUAGUGCUAUGCUUUUGUGUUGUUCAUUAAACGGAGACAUGUGUCAUGUCGAAACUAGUAAA